Molecule: messenger RNA, 1007 nt
Organism: Lottia gigantea (owl limpet)
Lineage: Eukaryota; Metazoa; Mollusca; Gastropoda; Lottiidae
Exons: 8
Coding region: 22-846 (274 amino acids)
Biological process (GO): translational initiation
Cellular component (GO): eukaryotic translation initiation factor 3 complex, eIF3m
Molecular function (GO): translation initiation factor binding; translation initiation factor activity; metallopeptidase activity
Source: RefSeq, a predicted model, not a curated record
UCUGCGGGAUUAAAAUUCAAAAUGUCGUCCAACCUCGUGUGUCGAAUUCAUCCAGUAGUUCUUUUUACUGUUAUUGACUCUUUUGAGAGAAGAAAUGAAGAUGCCAGAAGAGUGGUCGGAUCUUUGUUGGGUUACUAUGACAAAGGAGCUGUGGAAAUAACCAACUGUUUCGCUGUUCCUCAUAAUGAAUCUGAACAGGAGGUUGCUUUGGAUAUUGAAUAUGCCAGAGAAAUGUUUGAACUUUAUAAAAAAGUGAAUUCUUCAGAAGUGAUUGUGGGAUGGUAUUCUACAGGUUCAGAAGUUUCUGGUCACUCUGUUUUAAUUCAUGAAUAUUAUUCUCGAGAAUGUAAAACACCGAUACAUUUAACUGUUGAUACAUCCUUGAAGAACGGUAAAAUGGGAACCAAGGCUUACGUCAGCACACCUAUAGGAGUUCCUACUAAAACAACUGGUACCAUGUUUACACCAGUUCCUGUAGAAUAUAUCAGUUACGAACCAGAAAAAGUUGGAGUGAAUCAUUUACAAGAAGGGAAAGUAAACACUAAGAGAACAGUAUCUAUGGAAUCUGAUUUAGCUCACGUUGAAACUGCCUGUCAUAGAUUACAAGAGAUGUUAUCUACUGUUAUUAAUUAUGUUGAUGAUGUCUUGGCUGGUAAAGCUAAAACUGAUAAUACUAUAGGAAGAUUUCUAAUGAAUCUAGUUAACGAGGUGCCACAGAUAGAUAUAGAAGAGUUUGAUACCAUGUUGAAUUCUAAUAUGAAGGAUCUGUUAAUGGUGGUUUAUUUAGCUAACUUUGUUCGAACCCAGAUGGCAAUUCAUGAAAAAAUCAACAUCUUACAUAUUUAACUUGAAUUGAACUAAAACAAGAUUUGGUGUAUCUAUAGACAGUUUUAAAAUCAAAGUUAUAAACAUUUUGAAUUCAGUGAGAAUCUUAUUCUGGAAGGGAAGUGAGGAUUAAAUCAUGAAAAAAAAAUUGUACAGAAGAAAAAUAAAAUUAAUCAGAAGAA